AGGGCAUUGGCCCAAAUCCCUAUGUCACGGCCUUCCAUAUGAAUAAUGCGAUCCGUCCUCCUGCUGUUGGUGCAGGCCACCCUAGCCAUCCACGAUCAUAGUGGCCUUGUGGCGGUCGCCGUGGACCAUGUAGGCCGCACAGAGACGAACUCGACGGUCGGCGAAAGCUCCGUACUGAACUUCUCGACAGUGGGUAGAUUGCUGCGGCGAGAUGUGAAGUUUUCACUGGCGGCGCUCCCUCCGGACUUGGAGACGGAGUCGAGGACGGGUGGCCACACUGGCCACGGGCUUCGUGGGGGUCUUGGUCUACAUGGCGGUGGUGGUAGGCCUUUCUUCGAGCGAGGCAAAGGCGAACUCGGAUGAGGACCGGAGCUUGAUGUCUGCGCUGCCAGAAGCAGUGCCCUGGAUGAUUCUCUCCAUGAGCCUGUCCAUCUUCAACAAGUGGAUCUUCCUAUCUUCCGGCGGGGACUUCCCGUUCCCCAUGACCUUGUCCUGCUGCCACAUGGGCGCGACCACGGUGUCGCUGCAUCUGCUGCGCCUCUGGCGGCCCCAGCUCUUCCCCCACUGGAAGCUGAACUGGGAGCUGGCGCGGAUCGCGCUGCUGGUGGGAAGCCUGCUGGCGGUGUCCGUGGUCUUGUCCAACUCUGCGGCCGUGCUGCUGUCGGUGGCCUUUGUGAACAUGCUGAAAGGCGGCAACCCGGUGGUGGCGCUGUUCCUCAGCCUGGUGCUGGGCCUGGCGCUGUCGAAGGCCACGCAGCUGCUGUGGCCAGUGCUCAUCAUCAUGACCGGCGCCAUUGCCACAAUCCACGGGGAGCUGUACUUGAGCCAUCUGGGCCUCGCCUUGCUGGUGACCGCGAUCCUGGUAGAGCAGUUCCGCCUCAUCGUGUUUAAGUCCAUGAUGUCCGGUGGGCAUUCCCUGGACCCGCUGUCAGCCCUUGCGCUCUUCGCCCCCGUGGCGCUCUGCGGCACCCUGCCCUGCGCGGCCUACGAGUGGCGCCACUCCGCCGCCGCGUCCGACGCUUCCCGAAGCGGCGCGGUGCAGGUGGCGGCCCUGGCGCUCAACGCCAUGGUGGCGGUCAGCCUGAACAUCGCCUAUUCCCGGCUGCUGAAAGUGGCCAGCCCCGUGACCUUCACCGUCUUCGGCACCUUCAAGGACGUGACCACGGCCGGGCUCUCGCUGCUUGUCGUGGGGGGCGUCGUGACGCCGCAGCAGCUCUGCGGCUACGGGGUGACUCUGAUCGGGAUGGUGUACUAUGAUCGAAUCAAGCAAUCCCAGUGAGAUCCAGAGAUGGGAGAUGCGUGGAAGGUUGA
Molecule: messenger RNA, 1311 nt
Organism: Effrenium voratum
Lineage: Eukaryota; Dinophyceae; Suessiales; Symbiodiniaceae
Source: the annotation of a GenBank genome assembly